Messenger RNA from Cutaneotrichosporon oleaginosum, 620 nucleotides. RefSeq lists its product as uncharacterized. NCBI's taxonomy places the organism in Eukaryota, Fungi, Basidiomycota, Tremellomycetes, Trichosporonales, Trichosporonaceae. The record is from RefSeq and is a predicted model, not a curated record.
CACUCAGCCCUUGAGCCAUGGGCCAACGACGCGCCCGCUCUCUCUCUCUCUCUCAACUGCAUAAGCAUCGACCGCAUGCGCAAGUACUCGCUCACAGACACAACACUCCCGACCUCGAUCCCCAAGCCCAGCAUGUUCGGCACGACAUCCCGCGACGAGAUCUACGGCCGCCGGCCGUCGCAGACCGCCAAGUCUCCGCCUGCGCCGCUCCUCGCCUUCCGCGACUUCUCGAAGGAGGCCGAGGAGCGCGCGAAAGCAGGCCUCUCGCCCACCGCCCCGUCCCCGAUCGCGACUAUGGCCGCCGCGCCGGCUGGCGGCGCCAUCUCGCCCACGGCAGACAAGACGGACCGGCGCGCACACGUCGUCGGAUCCCGCUCGGAGCUGUACGGCCGCAGGCCGAGCCAGGUCGGCCGCGACGGGCGCGUGCCGCCCGCCGGCAAGCCCGAGUGGGUCAAGGGUGGAGCGGACGACAGCGCCGUGUUCGAGGACGACGAGGAUGACAAGGCCGAGGCGAAGAAGGCAUAGGUACGCCAGAGUAUCAAUCCAUGAAUCACCACCAACCCCAAGACCAUUACCAAGAACCUGUAGUGUUGUACUGCCCAUGUACAUGCUGUAGAGGC